This is a messenger RNA of Necator americanus (New World hookworm), 642 nucleotides long. RefSeq lists its product as uncharacterized. The record is from RefSeq and is a predicted model, not a curated record. Bases 1 to 642 code for a protein of 213 amino acids. NCBI's taxonomy places the organism in Eukaryota, Metazoa, Nematoda, Chromadorea, Rhabditida, Ancylostomatidae. The transcript is spliced from 5 exons.
AUGCGGAUAUUUUUUCUGGUACUAAUAUUUCAUUCCUAUAUUUUCACUAAACAAUCAUUGUUGAAUGACAGAGCAUACGUUUCGAGAUUAUUAACUAUGGAAUUAGAUUCACGGAUGACCUGUUUAUAUGAGACACUUGAGAAGGGAAUGAUACUGAUUCUGGAUUACAGUCCAAUGCUCGGCACAAAUCCGAUAGCACUACGUCUCACGUCACCGUCAGGACAGUUCUCUGAUUGGGCUGAAGGGGAUGAUGAUGUGUAUAUGAAUCAUAAUGUCAGUGAAAAUGGGGAUUACGAGAUAUGCCUGACAACACGUCGACCAUUAAAAGUGGUACUGAGCAUUCAUUUCUAUGAACCAGAUGCAAUGAAAAAAUCAAUGGACAACUAUUUCAAAGCUAAUCAAAUUGAGGAUCAUCUGGAGACGGCUGCAGAUACGAUUGUGGAACGUGUUCAGAGUAUCUCUCGUUCUAUUAGAACUUAUAAUAAGGCAUCCGUUCGGGAUGAAGCUAUGCAGCUAUCGAAUUCGUACUAUAUAAAAACCUAUGUGCUAAUAUUUUGUUUCACAAAUAUUCUCGUUGCUGUCACACAAGUCGCAAUCAUUCAUCGAAUGUUCUAUGUGGAUCCGAAGCGAUUACGUGUUUAA